AAUGAAGUUAUUCUUCUUUUACUUUUAUUUACGCUGCAAGUUCAUCAUUUCAGAGUUGAAGAACUUAUUUUACAUUAACAUGACCCACUAUGCCCUUGACUAUUUGGCAAGGGCAGGAUGAUAACACGUUGUGUCCUGGACUGGAUGGUGUUUACUAGAGAGAGAGGAAAAGGUCUUCUGUUACUGCUGUUGUGAAGAUAAGAAGCGUGAGCCAUUCCGAGCUAAGCCAUCAUCAUAUUUGCACAAGAGAACUGGGUCACACUGGCAGUUUUGCAAUCAUGCAGGUCUAAAGACUAGAAGACCCAAAAGACAAAACGAUCAUGUCAUCAAGUCAAGGCUGGUUCUCCUGGCGCUCAGUCAGCUGCAGCUGCCCUGCACAGGAAUGUAUGCUGUAGUUUCAGGCUCAAGAGCCGGUUCUGCAGCUCCCCUUGUUCCAGACUAACUGGUCCGCCAGGUGCGGAGUCAUACUUGUUGCAUAAAUCACUGUUGUCUAGUUGAGCCAGGAGCACCGAUGACGAUAAGAUCCACCUGCAAAAACCCUAAUAGUUGUUCCACGUGACUGCUGCUAGACAACCUUUAUCCGUCUCGUUUCCAGAUCGAGGAGAAGAGAUGAGCGCCAGAUUCUUCCGAGUGAGACCACAUUGGAUCCGGGUUCUGUCUUAGUGCCACACAGAAGAUGUCCAAACCCCGGCUGACGCCGUCCGCUCUGAUCAUGGACAUCAAGCUGGCCGACGCUCAGCGCCGUUCCAAAUUCAACGGUGCACUGGAACGGAGCACCAGGCCUGGCAUUUCCAGACAAUGGUGGUGAACCCAGUAAGCCACUUCGAGAUAAAACCAAGACAUGAUCCACUGGACUACUCUGGCACACGGAUUGGGAGCUAUGAGCCAGCAGACAACCCUUUGUACCACCCAGCAGGUUGUGUCCCCACCCCUGUCAUCAUAGCCAAGAAGAUAGCUGAGAACCAGGCAGGAGACACAGACCAUUCCUCUUCACUCCACAUUCACCGAGGCCUGGAGGGUGAAAGACCACCAGACUCCCCCACAAAGAUGGGUCCUCCUACCUCCGCCAAGCCAAACAGAUACCCUGCUAACAUCAGUAUGAUCCUUGGCAAAACCCUCCAGAAUCAGUCCAUCGCCAAUGUCAACUUUCACGAUAGGCGAGCGCAGGUCUUGGCAAAUCUGACUGGAGCACCGGCGCAGGAAGAUUCUAAAACCAAUCUAGAGAAGAUGGCUUACAACUUGCCCACCCGCAGCAUUUCUUUCAGGGACCCCACACCAGAUAAGUCCAGGCUGGAAGCACUGUCUAAACUGGGCCUGGACAGGAAUGGAGCUGUGUCAGGUAAAAUGUCAGUGCUAGAUUCUCCCAGCAGUACCACACAGAAUCCUAUUGCGAAGGCAGAGACCAGUAGCAUUUUCAAUUCUGUGCAACCAAGUGGUGUCCCGAAAGAAAGCAGCCCCCGUAUGACAGAUUUCAAGACCACAGCACCACCAAGUACCAGUGUCUCUUCUGCACAACCCAGCGUUCUCCUAAAAGAGAGCAGUCCCCUUGAGCCAAAGUCCAAGACCACGACAUCACUAAGUACCGUUGUCAGUUCUAUGCAACCCAGUGUUCUCCUGAAAGAGGGCAGCUCCUCUGUGCCAGAGUCCAAGACCACAAUACCACCAAUCCCAACUUACGUCAGCAGAGAAGCAGUGAAGCUUCCAUUUGAGCUUCCUAGGAGCUUUCCCGGUAUGCCUCCACUGAGCCCACUGACUUUGGAAAAGGAUGAACCUGAACUUCCUCCAGCAGAGGUGCAAUUGAACAACUUUGGAGGCAAAUCCAUCGUGGUCACUGCAGUUCACCCAAAGAACGACGAUGUGAGUCCUUUAGUAAGCCAAGAAGCCAAAGUCUUUCCCACCGCGAUGGUCAACCCCAGCGAGUUCAACAGCUAUGGAGGUAAAUCCAAAGUCCUGUCUCCUGCUCCGGGGGCCAUGACCAGGAGCGACCUUCCUGACAUUGUCAUCGAUGUCAAUCGCCCCUUCCUCAGCCCCAAUCCCAAUGUGCUCAACAGUUACGAAGGAAACAGUCCAACCAUCAAUUCUCCAAGAGCCCUAGAGCGGUCUAUGAACGGCCCAAUGAGGUCUUUCCAAGACUUACCUCAAGUUCCACUCAACAGUUAUGGAGGCAAUAGUCAGACCAAUAAUUCUUCAAGAGCCUCACAGUGGUCUUUGGAUGACCCGACGAUGUCUGUUAAAGACCUACCUCCACCUCAACUCAACAGUUUUGGAGGCAAGAGUCAGACCAUCAACCCUUCACAGCGAUCCUUGGACGGCCCUACGAGGUAUUUCAAAGACCUAUCUCAAGCUCCACUCAACAGUUCUGGAGAGAAUAGUCUGACCAACAACUCUUCAAGAGCCUCACAGCAGUCUUUGGAUGGCCCGAUGAUGUCUGUCAAAGACCUACCUCCACCUCAACUCAACAGUUUUGGAGGCAAGAGUCAGACCAUCAAUCCUUCACAACGAUCCUUAGACGACCCUACGAGGUCUUUCAAAGACCCACCUCCAGCUAAACUCAACAGUUUUGGAGGCAAUAGUCCGACCAAUAACACUUCAAGAGACUCACAGUGGUCUUUGGAUGGCCCAACGAUGUCUGUGAAAGACCUACCUCCGGCUCAACUCAACAGUUUCGGAGGCAAGAGUCAGACUAUCAACCCUUCACAGAGAUCCUUGGACGGCCCUACGAGGCAUUUCAAAGGCCCACCUCCAACCCCUGCACCAAGAAAUCCUCUUAAGUCGUAUCACCAUGUGGGCGCUGCAACCCCAACCAGAGCCUUGUCGCCCUCCGAUUACAGGAAAACACCCAAUGUUGCGUUUCGACCUCAAGGUAUCACUGUUCAGUUUUCCGGACGUGGGGCUGGAGAGGAAUCUCGCAACGAGGCUCUGAGGAAACUCGGGUUGCUGAAACAAUCGUGAUGGACUUGAUGGAAGGUUUCCAUGUUUGACUGAGAGCUAGGGCGUGUCUAAGGAAACCUACUGAGACGAGAGGACAGACCUGCACAGCCAGUUUUUGUUGCCUGGAUACUCCUGGCAAGACUGUUUUGACGACAAAUGUCAUCUUGUUUGCAAAGGAAACCUUUGUUUGAGAGAGCAAAUAUCAGGGUUCUUGUCUGAUGAGCAAAUUACUUCUUAAAGUUGCUAGAUAAAUGUUUCAACUGUCCAGGGAACAAAUAUACAGGUGCACCUUAUGAAAUCACAAUAUCUUGUCGACUUUGAAAAACUCAAGUUCACUUUAAAGCAUAAACUUGCAGUGGACGUUUGUGGUCUUUUGUCAGACGUACACAUUUUGGAAAAAAGUAAUAGUAAAUUAAACAAGUAAACAAUUUCCCUUGUGGAUCGUUAAAACUUUGUCUAGUCUAAGUCUAAACCCUAUUGUGCAUUUCCACAAAUGUCCACCACAGAGGACAUCGUACAUGCAUUGCACAUGGAGUGAAAUAUUUCAAAAAGGUAUUUCUCAACUGUUUUGAUAUAAUAUGCUUUAUAUUAUAUCAAAACAAUGAACAAAUAAUUGGCUAUCAUAAAAAUUGUCAUUGCAAAGCCUUCUUGAGCGUUUAGUUAUUGCGUAGUCUUGGAAUUGUUUCAAGGAUAUUGUGAUGUACUAUGAUGCGCCUGUAUGUAAUAUGAAGAAGUUGUCCUCUGCUGUAGGUUAUUUUUACUACAUAAACACUAACCGCACAUUCUGGAACAGCUUUUUACUUUCUGACUGCAGAGGGAAUACUUUGCUGCUUAUUUUGCAGGCAUUGUGGACUUCAGACCACAAAGACCCUCUCAUCUCGUUAUGCUCGCGACAAAGUGUCUCUUUCUGUCCAUAGUUAUGUACUUUUUUUUUCCCCCCAGACUCCGGCCUCUGUAGUUCGGCUACAGUCACUUAUGAAGUAUAUUUUUGCGUUCGCAGGGUUUUACAAUCUUGUGAUUUUUUUUUUUUUUAAGACUCCGGUUCUCUGUAGCUCAUCUACAGUUACUAUGAAGUAUCUGCUGGUGCAUACCCAUCUACUGUACUAUACGUUAAUACUAUCUAACAUGUGUUAUGUACAUAAUAAUGUAUUCAGCUCGUGUUGAAUGUGUGUCAAUCAUUAAAGCGCAUCAUGUGA
Molecule: messenger RNA, 4127 nt
Organism: Nerophis ophidion (straightnose pipefish)
Lineage: Eukaryota; Metazoa; Chordata; Actinopteri; Syngnathiformes; Syngnathidae
Exons: 2
Coding region: 799-2952 (717 amino acids)
Source: RefSeq, a predicted model, not a curated record